UCAACAAAACUGCAUCCCGGGGAAACUGGACUCACUGGUGAAAUGAGGGAUCACUAAUCUGGUUCACAGACUGCUGAGAUUUCCUGGGAACAAAUCUCACAGGUUCCUCCUUUGGGAAGUGUCGGACAAGCAGAAGUAUGAUGACAGGAAGCGCAGGCCCGUCGCCAGCUGCAGAGUCGGCACGUCGACAUUCCGAAAAAGCUCAAAUCCAAGAUAUUAAAGAGAGGUUCAGUAACUAUAUUGGGAACGUAAAAUCGAUGAGAAGUCAGCUGAGACAGGGUGACGGCUCGUCUGCGUCUCAGCGCCGCCGGGAGGAAAUCGUGACCAUCCGGAACAUGUACGAGCAGGAAAUGGGAAAGCUGCGAGAAAAGCUAGAGCAGAACUAUAGGGAGCGGAGCGGGGACUAUCCCAGUGGUCACAGCGGCACAAUGCUAGCUACGGAAUAUCAGGACAGAAUCUGGGAGAUGAACAGAGACAUCGUGAAAAAGGAUGAAGAAAUCCGAGCUCUUCAGCUGCUGGUGGCGCAGCAGGAGUCCAAUAUACAGUCGUUAAAGAACGCCGCCGCAACCCCAACCAUACAGCUGGAACUGGCAAAGCAAGAUCUCCGGGAGGUGGAGAGGAAUAUCCACAUGGCUCAAGCAAAAUACGAGGAAGAGUUUUCUCAGCGUGUAAAACUUCAGGAGGAUUUGGUGGAGCUGAGACAUCACACGGAGAACAUAAAUCAGCUACAUAUGAAGGAGUCACAGGACCUGAGAGAGCAAGUUGUGCGGGCGGAGGCCUUCGUACUCCAGCUGGAGGACAAACUGCGGACUGUAAGCCGGGGAGGACCCGCUCUCAUGGAGAUUGUGCAGAAGAUCCAGGACGCCAGCGAAGUGGAAGUAAAGCGUCUGCAGAAUGAGACAGAGACGGUGUAUAACCACAGUCUGCUGGAAUUACAGAUGCGACUGAACAACGAUCAGAUGCUGCUGGGACAGGCACAGGAGGAGAACCAGCGCUUGCACCAGAGGGUGGAGGAAUUGACCAAUGAGGUGAAUCUGUUAGAGAAAAAGCUCUUCUCAGAGGAGAUCAGCAACAGGACGCUGGUGGAGAAGCUGGAAGCAGAACACGGAAGAGGCCUGCAGCACAUGCGGGCCAUGGAGGCCAGGCUAGAGGGCAUGCAGGAUCUUCUCCUGGCCAAAAUGAAGGAGCUGAACACGUUCCAGGAGAGCAAUGUUUCCCUGAGAAGCGAGCUGGACACCCUGAGAUCCAUGCUGGAGGAAGAGGAGCAGCAGAUGGGCACCGCUCAGUUGAAUUUGCCUCAGAGCCGCUCCUCAUCCUUGUACCUAUGGGAAGAUCCAUUGCAGUCAUCCAUGCCGAACCUGUUUCCUGAUUAUGCCGGGAUAUCCGGAGCUCUGUCCUCCACUGCCAGGCCGGAAGGAAAUGAUUUAUCUGAAGGAGGAGAAGAAGAAGAUCAUCAUGGCCAAACUGAGCAGCUUAAGAGGCCGGCUUCUGCCCCUGCCCUCACUACGCACAUCCAAAACCACAGUGAGGGUGACUUCUCCUCAGGCUCAAUGACAGACAGUGCAGAUCCUAAAUCCAGCACCACUCCAUCAUCGACGAAUAGUGACCUCAGAAGAGCACCAGUAUCCAGCGCCCUCGGUGAUCUUGAGAUCACAGAUGUUGAUCCCUGCGGCAAUUUUGUGAGGAUCAUUAACCGAUCUCCUCAUAAAGAAGAAGACAUUGGGGGCUUCCUCCUGCAGCAGAACAUUCGUGGACAUCCUGUGUCAGUCUAUCGAUUCCCACCGAAAACCAGAAUCAUGGCAAGCAAUGCAGUGACUGUUUGGGCCUCUGCUGCUGGUAUGCCUCACAACCCUCCAACUGAUUUCCUGUGGAAGCAGCAGAGCAAGUUUGUGACAGAGCCCCGGUGUACCACCAUCCUGUGCACCCCAAAUGGACAAGCCACGGCGUGGUUCACUCCUGUAAGAAACAAAAUGAAGAAAUCAUCAGAUAAAAAUAAGGUUUUUAAAUCAGAGCCUAAAAUCCAAUCACCUCUGCCAUUAUCUGAGCCGAGUAAAGUGGAUGAAGAACCAACAAAUGGUAGAAAAAGCCAAUCAUCAAAAUCACCGCGUGAUCAUCAUUUAGUAGAGAAAGUACCACGGCUACUCAAUAGAGAGAAGACACCACCCGCAGUCCUUCCUGCUACAUCAAGCCCAUGGACACAGAGUACCACGUCCCCAACUCACCCCGACUUCUCUCCCAGCCAACUUUUGCCUUCGGGAUAUGAUGGGAUAAGCACGUGUCGUCAGUGGCGGUCACACACGGCUAAAGCAGAGCCCCCUUCAGGUGUACCGAGCCCAGGGCCCAAAAAUGGCAGAGAUCCAAGUGUUAUCCAAGGCAGCAAGAAGAGCAGAGGACCCACCCGGUCAGCGGGGGCAAGAAAAGGAACUCUUAGAAUCCUCCUCCCUGGAAGCUUCUCCUCACCCUCCCAUCAGCACCAGGCAGGGCUGCAGAUAUUGCAGACCGUGCAGAACCUUCCUUUCCAGCCUCCGAUGCCACAUCCUCCGGCGCUUACAUCCUGGUGAUCUGGAACCAUAGACAGACUAACUCCCGGGGAGUCCUGUAUCUGGGAUAUUCCGCACCCGCUGGCUCUGUUCUACAUAAGUUUUUCUCUAACUCCUCCUAUAACAUCAGGCUGGCUAGUCACGUUUCUCUGGUCCCCACCGUCCUGUCCGACAUCUGAUAAGCUCACAAUAAACAGCGGAGGCGUGAAAUGA
Pseudophryne corroboree (corroboree frog) is the source of this 2753-nucleotide messenger RNA. It is a transcript of the gene LMNTD1, whose product is annotated as lamin tail domain containing 1. Gene Ontology annotation, cellular component: nuclear envelope; cytoplasm. The record is from RefSeq and is a predicted model, not a curated record. NCBI's taxonomy places the organism in Eukaryota, Metazoa, Chordata, Amphibia, Anura, Myobatrachidae. Bases 138 to 2561 code for a protein of 807 amino acids. The transcript is spliced from 18 exons.